GGCGGCGCGCGGGCCGCAGCGGCAGCUCCUCGCCAGCCGCACUUUGCAGCGUGCGCCCCAGUGCAACCCUGGCUUUCUUCCCGCUGGACACCGGUGCCCCCUUCGUGGUCCGCAACCAGAAGCCCAGCGCAGCCCCCGGAGCACCCCCUGCACCGCCUCCACUCCCCGGACCGCGACCCAGGCCACCCCGAGAUGAUCGCGACCGGAGCCCUCCUGCGCGUCCUCUUGCUCCUGCUGGCUUUCGGCCAUAGCACCUAUGGGGCUGAAUGUGACCCACCCUGCGACCCCCAGUACGGAUUCUGCGAGGCUGACAAUGUGUGCAGAUGCCAUGUUGGCUGGGAGGGCCCCCAGUGUGACAAGUGCGUCACCUCUCCUGGCUGUGUUAAUGGCGUCUGCAAGGAACCAUGGCAGUGCAUCUGCAAGGACGGCUGGGACGGGAGGUUCUGCGAAAUAGACAUUCGGGCUUGCACCUCAGCACCCUGCGCCAACAACGGAACUUGCGUGGACCUCGACAAAGGCCAGUACGAAUGCUCCUGCACCCCCGGGUUUGCUGGAAAGGACUGCCAGCACAAGGCUGGGCCCUGCGUGAUCAAUGGUUCUCCCUGCCAGCACGGAGGUGCCUGCGUGGAUGAUGAGGGCCAGGCCUCGUAUGCUUCCUGCCUGUGCCCCCCUGGCUUCUCAGGCAACUUCUGUGAGAUCGUAGCCAACAGCUGCACCCCUAACCCUUGCGAGAACGAUGGCGUCUGCACCGACAUCGGGGGUGACUUCCGUUGCCGCUGCCCAGCUGGAUUCGUCGACAAGACCUGCAGCCGCCCGGUGAGCAACUGCGCCAGUGGUCCGUGCCUGAACGGGGGUACCUGCCUCCAGCACACCCAGGUGAGCUUCGAGUGUCUGUGCAAGCCCCCGUUCAUGGGUCCCACAUGCGCGAAGAAGCGGGUGGCUACUACCCCCGUGCAGGUGACCCACCUGCCCAGCAACUACGGGCUCACCUACCGCGUGACCCCCGGGGUGCACGAGCUGCCUAUCCAGCAGCCCGAGCAGCACAUCCUGAAGGUAUCCAUGAAAGAGCUCAACAAGAGUGCCCCUCUCCUCACCGAGGGACAGGCCAUCUGCUUCACCAUCCUGGGUGUGCUCACCAGCCUGGUGGUGCUGGGCACCGUGACCAUCGUCUUUAUCAACAAGUGCGAGACCUGGGUGACCAACCUGCGCUACAAUCACAUGCUACGUAAGAAGAAGAACCUGCUGCUGCAGUACAACAGCGGCGAGGAGCUGGCGGUCAACAUCAUCUUCCCCGAGAAGAUCGACAUGACCACCUUCAACAAGGAGGCUGGUGAUGAGGAGAUCUAAGCAGCGCUCCCCACCCCAUCCCAUCCCACCCCACCCCACCCCACCCCCAGGCCCUCCUCUAUUAUCGGGGUUCAUUAGAGCUCGCUAUACGCGGUCUGCGCUGCUUCUCUUUGUGGUGGAGUUUGCGCUUUUGUGUGGAAUCUAGUGAACGCUCUGCUUACAUAUAUUGUCUUGUGUUGCUGUGUGACCUGCUGCCACGCUCUCUAAGAACCCCCUUGCUCCCUAUUAAUGCAUGAUAAUGAAUAAUAAUAAUAAGAAUUUCAUCUCUAAAUGAGUUAAAGAUAAGUAUGUUAUUCUAAACUCUUUCAAAUAUCAAAUAUAAAAUAUCAAAAAGACAAAAAAAAAACAUGGUAACAGAACCAGGACCGGGUGCUGAGGUCUCUCUCCCGGGGGAUGUCAGCCACCAGGUCCUCGUGAAACCAUAAGAAUCCUGUGCUUGACCACACACUGUGAAAAGGGCUAAACUCUUUCGUUCGUUAAUUCUCACACACACUCACAUCAAGUCUCACACCGCAACCCUUAGAUCUUUCCGAUUGAUUGUGACUUUGCAGUGUGUAGUGGCUGUGUGCCAGGCAGAGAGAGACCCCAGGUUGGCAGAGAGGUCAGGACCUAGUCCCAACCCUGCUGCUCACUCGCCGUGUGACCCUUGGCGAGACCCCCACCUCCAACCCUGGGCCACUUCCCCACCCCUCCCCAUAAGGGAGGGGUGCAAACACUCAAACACCGAAGAAGUCCUCUCUAGCUCCCAAAUUCAGAAUUAGGAACGAGGGAUAUAUACCAAAACACUUCUUGACCCCAAAAGUAGGAUCUGAUGGAGACUUGGUCUCAUCCUGGGAUCCGAAAGGUUUUGGCCUAUCCUGACUGUACACUUGAUAUUGAAGUCGAUCCCAAUAGCGUUUCUCAAAAUGGCGGGCCUCCUGGCUCAUGUCCAGUUUGGGAAAAAUUGGCCCCGUUAGGUCGAGAUGUGCCAUUUGGUGUUACCUCUUGAGCAGCCCACUCCCCACCCCAGCCCAAGACUCCACCUCAUGGCCCACAGACCCCACCCCAUACCUGCCCAGCACCCUUUAGACUAGAGAUGUGCUUUCAGACUUAAGUGUACCUUAGACCACAAGUGCCCCCCCUGGCAAAAUCUGAGCGAGUGAGCAAUGCAGCCCCCGCCAAGGUUUUCACAGGCUUUAGUGCAAACUAUUGCUUGUGGGGUGUUUUCUUGUUCUGUGGCAAAAGUGGGAAAGCAGUUCUCCACAGCCAUGGAUGUACCUUUGUGUAGCUGAGGUUAGGACCCUCAGGAGAUCCCAAAAACACCUAGCCAGCUUCUUAAGUAGAAUUUUGACUUAUUUUUUAAAAAGAGCAUAUAUCUUUUUUUGCAAAACAAAAACCAAAAAAAAAAAAAAAUAGAAAGAAAUGGGAGAGAGUCCUGUGUAGCUUCCCAGCCCCUGUUUGGGGUCCGGCUGCUCCACAGUCCUUGAGUCCCCGCUAGAAAUAUUUUGCUUCUUGGAUUAUUUGGGUAGGGUAGGAACCUAUGGCCUGAGCUUUAAGUGUGAGCCGUGUUUACCUUGCUCUGAGUAUUCGCUUGCAUUGUCCCCCGUUGUUGCUCAAGUCACGAUCACAGCACACACCUCAUGGUCAUCAACCAUUGGUCAUACGCGUCUCCGUUGUCACACAUCAUCGACCCAGUCACCCCUCCGACCUCUACCCCAGGUUCAUUUCACUCAAAGCCCUGACUCAAAAGAAUCUCUCCCCAACCAUUCAUUGGUCAUUCAUUACCUUCAGUCCAAGCCCGGUCCAGUCCCACCCUGAAAUCCCUCCCCAUUUGCUCCCCACCCUUAUCCUCAUGAGGGUGUAUCCCAGCUCCCCAAAUUCCCACCACCUCCCAAUCCCUGCUCCUAGUGCCUGCUCUCCCUCGAGGCCCCUCCCUCCCUCCCUCCAGGCCCCUCUCCUGCCUCCAAUCAGCCCCGCCCUGAGGCAAGCCAAUCACGAGUCACAAUCUCUAGUCACAAUCACGAGUCAUCUCAUUUCAUUUUGAGUUCGUUAUAAGAAAUAAAAUCUAAAAAAAAAAAAAAAAAUAA
Molecule: messenger RNA, 3413 nt
Organism: Apodemus sylvaticus (European woodmouse)
Lineage: Eukaryota; Metazoa; Chordata; Mammalia; Rodentia; Muridae
Gene: Dlk1
Product: delta like non-canonical Notch ligand 1
Exons: 5
Coding region: 193-1347 (384 amino acids)
Molecular function (GO): Notch binding; calcium ion binding
Source: RefSeq, a predicted model, not a curated record